This is a messenger RNA of Ananas comosus (pineapple), 2090 nucleotides long. Its product is annotated as NAC domain-containing protein 74-like. Gene Ontology annotation, molecular function: DNA binding. Bases 233 to 1642 code for a protein of 469 amino acids. Lineage: Eukaryota; Viridiplantae; Streptophyta; Magnoliopsida; Poales; Bromeliaceae. The record is from RefSeq and is a predicted model, not a curated record. The transcript is spliced from 5 exons. Gene Ontology annotation, biological process: regulation of DNA-templated transcription.
GCAUUCAAACGCUCCCUCUCACACACACACACACUGUCUCUCUCUCUCUCUCUCUCUCUCUCUCUCUCUCACGCUACUGCGAAAUAUAAUACAAUAGGGGGAGGAGGGGGGAACGCAACAACGACUUCGUCGUCGUCGACGACUCCUACCUCCACCUGCUCCCCUCUCCCCCAUCACCUCCUCCUCGACGAUGCACUAGUUUCUUGUUACCAGCUGAAGAACAUAUUAUGAAAUGGAGUCUCUGAGCGCCACCUCGCUGCUGCCUGGAUUCGGGUUUCAUCCGACCGACGUAGAACUUAUAUCUCACUAUCUGAAGAGGAAAGUACAUGGCCAGAAAAUCGACUUCAAUAUUAUACCAGAGGUGGACAUAUAUAAACAUGAACCAUGGGAUUUACCUGCAAAAUGUAAAAUCCCGACCAGAGAUAGCAAGUGGCAUUUCUUUACUUCUCGCGACCGAAAGUAUCCCAAUGGCUCACGAUCGAAUAGGGCGACCGAAGGGGGUUACUGGAAAUCAACUGGAAAGGACCGGAACAUCAAGUCUCAGAACCGGGUUAUAGGGAGCAAGAAAACCUUAGUUUUCCACGAAGGUCGCCCCCCUUCUGGAAAGCGGACGGAUUGGAUUAUGCAUGAAUAUUACAUCGAUGAAAAUGAGUGUAAAGCUGCCCCUGAUAUGAAGGAUGCGUACGUUCUAUGUCGUGUUACCAAGAGAAACGGAUUGCCGUCAGAAGCCGAUAAUUCGCCUCUACCUGAGGAGGUCAAUAACCACCCGCAGCAGCCAAAUGAGACAACCGAAUCAGUGAUCUGCCACAAAUCAACAAGCCCAGCUGAUAAUGUUGAUGAUAUCGAAGAUUGGCUUAAUGAGCUCUUGGAUCCCAACUUUUCUGGAAUCACCGCUCCAGAAGAUCUAAAAGUUGAACCAGAGAUCUCACAGGAAGGUGUCACUUCCGUGGAACCAAAGUUGGAGCCUGUCGAUUCUAGUGUUGAACAGAAUAUUCUAGACGACUCGAACUUCCUAUUGGAGGAGGAUAUCUACAGUAUUCUGUACUCUAAUCCUGAUAGCUAUAACUACAAUUUGUUCGAAGAUCUUGCAAUGGGAAACACAGAUGCUCCUUUCGCUUCUAAUGGUAACUGGCUAACAGAAUCUAAUCAUAAUUUUCCUGCAACCAACUUGGAAGAUGAGUUCUUUGACGGUAAAGCUUUGACCCACAUGAACGAAAACAACGACGCGGGAAUUCAGAUACGAAAAAGGCAUAAAAAAGUCGCUGAGGCAUCCGGCACUAAGAGCAGACUUCAAGUCCAACUUCACAAAAUGGAAACGAGAGAGGCGGAGUCAGUUAAUCAGUCCGUCAAGCUUGUCGAUCACUAUAGCCUUGUUGAUCUAGUUAAAGAGAUCACGGAGUCGAAGAGCUCACUUGGCUCCGAUGAUGAUUCACCAAAGUCAGGUACUUUGAUCAACGGCAUUAGCUACAACAGGAGCGUCAUACGGGGCUUCUUUGUGCCACUGAGAGAUCGUACAUCGGCUGGUUUGAAGCGUUUGUUUGUUGGUGCUUUUACAGUGGCAAUAGUUGGUCUAAUACUUUAUGUUCUGUUCCAAUACGCAAGCCGUUUCACAGGAAGUUUUUCUUCCAUUGGUUAUAGCUAAUGGAUGCAUCGUUCGUUUGCUCACUCUUUCUUUUCGAAACACUUACAGAUUCACGGCUUCAUAGAAACUUUCAAAGGAGUUUAUGACAUGUAGAUCGGCUCAAUUGGAAGAACUACUGAAAAGGGAAAUUUCUACCAUUGGUACCGUCGGUUUGUCGCUUCGUACUCCAUUUUCUGUUACUUGGUGUACGCUACUUUCUCCUAGGAUUUUCUUGGCCUGCAGUAGUUUUGAUUUUUAACGGUUUGAGAGUUACAGAUUAUGACUUGAGUAUAGCCAUUACAGAGCUCUUUUUUUUUGCUGUGUUUGGUCAUUAAUGCAUGUUGUUGGUGUAGUCUUGUACAUAUAACAAUAAUGUAAGAGCUCUCUUUUUGAUCCUUUUGUUUCUAGAAUGAUACACAGUGACCUCUUGUCUUAUAUAUUUCUGUAUAAUAAUAUUCUUCUAAAAAUA